Messenger RNA from Marmota monax (woodchuck), 1698 nucleotides. It is a transcript of the gene Klk6, whose product is annotated as kallikrein related peptidase 6. NCBI's taxonomy places the organism in Eukaryota, Metazoa, Chordata, Mammalia, Rodentia, Sciuridae. Gene Ontology annotation, biological process: proteolysis. The record is from RefSeq and is a predicted model, not a curated record. The transcript has 4 exons. Bases 808 to 1221 code for a protein of 137 amino acids. Gene Ontology annotation, molecular function: serine-type endopeptidase activity.
GAGAACAUGACAUCAUGGCGGCAAGCUGUAUUGGACGGCAGUGCUACAGGAGGAGGAGACGCAGUAGAGAAUAUUUAGCAAUAAAUGCACAGUGGGCGGGUGACGGCGACAGGUUCUCUGGUGAAAAGGAAAGCAGGGCUGGAUAUUUGCAUUUUCACUGGGCAGAGGGAAAGCUUUACUGAGAAGGUGACACUUGAAGGAGCUGAGGGAGAGAGCCAGGCAGAUACCCGUCUUGCUGGCACAAGAAGCAGCUCUUGCAAAGGCCCUGGGGUGGGAGGAACCCUGUUGUGUUCAGGGGAAGCCAGUGUGGAUGGAAGAGGAGGAGGGGGAGAGAAGGAGGAGAUGCUGUCUGUACCAUGGAGAGAACUUUGGCCUUCACUCUGAUUGAGCGGGGAGUUGCAGGAGGGGUGUGAGCACAAGAGGACUGACUUUCCUUGUUAGAACCCUCUGGCUGCUUUGUGGAGGGUGGACUGUAGAGAGACAAAGGCAGUAAGCAGGCCACUGCGGUAGUCCAGGUAAGAGACGACAGCUCAAACCAAGAUGGUAGCAAUGGUGGAGGUGAGUGGCUGGAUAUAACUCACACAGCCAAAUGGGCCUCUGGACAGCUUGGAUGUGGGGCAGGAAAUAGACAGUCACGGAUAGCCCCCAGGGUAUUCUGGAAGGCUGUGGGAGGAGCAGAGCAGAAAGCUUCAAGUCUACCUGGGGAAGCACAACCUCCGGCAACGGGAGAACUCACAGGAGCAGAGCCCUGUCGUCCGCGCUGUGGCCCACCCUGGCUACAACGCUGCCACCCAUGACCAGGACAUCAUGCUGCUGCGUCUGGAAUACCCAGUCAAACUCUCUGAAUGGAUCCAGCCCCUGCCGCUGGAGAAGAACUGCUUGGCCAACCACACCAGCUGCCACAUCCUGGGCUGGGGCAAGACCGCAGAUGGCGACUUCCCCGACACCAUCCAGUGUGCAUACAUCCACCUGGUGCCGCCCGAGGAGUGCGAGCGGGCCUAUCCUGGCCAGAUCACCCCCAACAUGGUGUGCGCAGGCGACGAGAAGUACGGGAAGGAUUCCUGCCAGGGUGAUUCUGGGGGUCCGCUGGUAUGUGGAAACCGCCUGCGAGGCCUUGUGUCAUGGGGUAACGUCCCAUGUGGAUCAAAGGAGAAGCCAGGAGUCUACACCGACGUCUGCAGAUAUACCCACUGGAUCCGGAAAACCAUUCAAGCCAAAUGACCCUGACAUGUGAUAUCCCCGACUCUUGACCUAUGACCCUACUGGCUGGCUCCAGAAUUUCUCUUCCCCUGACCUUGCCUUCCUUCCGCACCUGCCUGGUUGUGACCCUUGACGCUUCAUAAAGCAAUGAUGCAAGAGCACAAAUCCUCCCUGAUUUGACCCCAGCUCCUCCCUUGCUCCACUGGGGUGGGAGAGCAAGGACAGGGCUGCAGUCUUCCCCCACUACUAAGAGAACCCAGACCCCUCUAGGCCACUCUCCCUGCCUGGGCUUGUCCUUCCUGCAGACAGAAUGCUGGUCCAAUACUGGCAGAUACUGAGCUGGAGGGCCAGUUUGCUAUCCUCGGGCAGUACCUUCCUUUACAGAGUACAUUAAACAGUGUAUUCCUCAUGGGAUGGGGCUACUGGGACGAUGUGAGGUUACAAGCACGUGAAAUACAUGUAACAGUGCCUGGCCCGGCAUGCGCCCAAUAAAGGAUG